Molecule: messenger RNA, 1704 nt
Organism: Musa acuminata AAA Group (dessert banana)
Lineage: Eukaryota; Viridiplantae; Streptophyta; Magnoliopsida; Zingiberales; Musaceae
Exons: 13
Coding region: 213-1076 (287 amino acids)
Source: RefSeq, a predicted model, not a curated record
UAAAUGUUUUAUCAGAUCAUCGGGAUUGAAAUCAACCGUCUGUCACCUUUAAAAUAAACACUUCUUUGCUUGGUUGAGAUCCCCAGCCACACCAACACAUUUCUUGUGAGGCAGUUCCCAGCGGCGCUUUGGAAACCCCCCGCGUCGGACUGCUUUCAGGGACGAAGUCGACCGAGGAAGUAAGGGGGGGUCGGACGGUGCGAGGAUCGGAGAUGGAGGAAUACAUGGAGAACGUAAAGAGAUUGCGAACUCAGAUAAACGACAUCGAGGAGGCUGCGGCGAAGAGAUCGGUAGAGGAGCAGAAGCAGAAGACCGCGAUCGGCGCCUUGCAAACCGAUCUCAAUCUCGUGAGGACGGAAAUAAAGCGUUUGAACGAGGAGGCAGCGGAGAUGCUCAAAGCGCAAGCCCAGACCAGCUCCGAGAUAGCAGAGAAGCAAAAGAAGAUGUCCUCACUGGAGACGGAGUCUUGCACCCUCUCUCAGACUUUGGAGCUUCUCCAACAAGAAAUGACCACCACAACGCUGAAACAUAAAGAAAAGAGAUCAUACUAUGCAAGGGUUACCGAAGACUUGAAUCUCAAAUUACGGGAACAACAGGAGUGGUACAACUCAAAAAGGCAGAAGAUGAAAGCAGAUGCUGCAUCAGUUGAUGAUAAUGUAGAUAAAGAAAUUGUUCAGACCAAAGGGAGUGGGAAUGCUGUGCCCUCCAUGGGAGCAAAUUUGGGGAAUACGGGUAAUGACACCAGUGGGAGAAAUAAGGAUUUGGAAAUUGAAUUGGAGUCUGCAAAAACCAAACUUGCAGAAAUAGAGGCAAAAAAAUCUGAAGUUGCUAGAGAUAGCAUUAAGUCCAAGCAGCUGCUUGAGGAAAUGAGUUACAAAUUGCAGGCAGCCCCUCCUGCACUGAGGGAAAUGGAUGUCAAAGCCUUGGAAGAGGAACACAGAUCUUUGGUGGCUGAUAAAGCUGGGGAGCUGGAGUACUUGCAGUCUCUAAAGGAACGGAUUAAACAACUGAAGAACAUCUCACAUAUCAUCAAAUGUCGAUGUGGAAAGGAGUACAAUGUGGAGCUGGUGAGUUGAAGCUGUGGCUUGCAUCCGAAGCAGUUUCAUGGUCUCAGCACUGGAGAGUGAGAAUAUAUAGGUAUGUAGAAUUUCUUUUUCCCUUCGGUUUCUCUAGCAAAGGAGAAGGCAGUUGAACUUAAUACUGCUCGAUGAUGGUGUAACGGCAUAUAGGACAUACAUGAACAUUUAGAUUAGUGUCCUGUGAGCUUGUUUACAAGAAAGCAGAGCUCAAGAACAAAUUAGGUUGUUCAAUAAAUUGUCAUAGAAUAGAUUUGACUUGAAAUUCAUACAAAUAUUUGAGCCAUAGAUAGACGACGAGAACAAAAUCCAUACUGAUAGAAAGAGUCUAUUCUGUGAUCUGGCACCUAGGAACAUUUGACAAGAAGGCUAGGGUUUUGGAGGUGCAGAAAACGAGUUAUGACCAAAGGAAAAUGAUGUGAUUAAUAAAAAAAUCAUGAAAGAAUUACUUGGUUCAACAAAGUCUUUUCUGAUUUCUUUUCUAUGAAUUGUCUCAUUUUUUUAUCUUUUUGAAAGGAUGUCCCUUAUAUGUUAUAAUCUCCUUUGACGGUACAACUGUAGGAGUAUGACACAGCCUAUGGAUCGAUUUAUAGAGUGAACUAAUCUAAUUGUUUAGUUAGAGUAUUUA